Molecule: messenger RNA, 1104 nt
Organism: Pseudocercospora fijiensis CIRAD86
Lineage: Eukaryota; Fungi; Ascomycota; Dothideomycetes; Mycosphaerellales; Mycosphaerellaceae
Exons: 12
Coding region: 1-1104 (367 amino acids)
Source: RefSeq, a predicted model, not a curated record
AUGGCGGUCGAAUUGCUUUUGGAUGUGGUGGUUGAUGUGUUGCUCGUUCGCCACGUUUCCGGCGCGUCUCUGCAGGUGUCUCGCAGGGCUGCAAGUCGCAAUAUAAUGGAGCGCGGCACGAAAGUGAGGGCCAAUGCGCGACGUGAAACAUUCAGCUUAUGUAUACAUACCGAAGCGCUGCCCUCUUCCUUCGGCACCUAUUAUUCGCCUACAGUAUUCGACCAACACUUCAUCAAAGGCCUACUAGAUAGACAAGACAAGCGAAGUGGCGCGCAGAACAUGGCUAUGCCAUGCCAUGCCAUGCCUGUGACACUGAGCCGGCAGGUAUCUUGGGGCCACAGGACGAUGGAUGUUUACCCAGCCCUAGCACGCUGUGUCACGAAACAGUCCUGCCUGCUUUGUUGCGACGUCUCUCGGAUGUCUGCGGGCUCUGAUCUACCCAGCAAUGCCAGUGAGAGCAAUGGAAUAUGGAGCUCGGUGUCUGUAAACAAACAUCGAGCCCCAUCGCAUACGAAGUGGGUAAAGCCAUGGGCCUACCUAUUUGAUGUACACUGUCCCGCAGGAACUGUGGCACAGGGCAUGUUCAACCCUGGUUCCGAGGUGUCAAGUGUCAGAUUUAUUGGGCCGGGUGGAGUCUGCAUAUCUCUCUCUCGUGUCGUUCCGAAGACUUCACUUCUUGCUUUCCACCGACUUGCCAUUUCUCCUCUGCCCAACGAAGCUACAGUGAAACCUGCCCAGGCCCCUGCAUUGGCGGGAUGUGCUUGUUACUGCGAACGGCUGCGGUCGGCGACGAUCACGGACGCGGAUUGGGCGGGAUUAGGGCGGAAUGGAGGUGAAGUGAAUGGACAGAGUCAUCACGGACAGCGAGGUAGCCUGCCCUCCCCUGCCCUGCCCUGCCUUCUCUCUCACGUGCUUUGGAUGAUGCUGAUGAUGAUGUGGAAAGAUGCAUUCGAUCCUUGCGCAGCGCACGAGCUACCUAUCUACCUACUAUCCGUGGCUUUGUCGCCCCCUCUGCGAGGUGGUUGCAAGCCACCUUAUAAUUUAGCCAAAAUCGACACUUUACAUUAUAAUACCAACACUACACCAUCAGAUCCACUAUAUUAA